CUUGAGUUUUAUUAUUACAUAACUAAUGAUAACAUGAAUUACAUUACAAUCUAAAUGAGUUGUCAAUGGAGUCAAACACUAAUUUAGUUAACGGUUUGAAUCAUUCAAACCAUAAGACAUUCAAUGAUCAAAGUCUUAACAAUGAAGACAACAAUGAUAUUAAUGAGUUAAACACAAGACUUACACAAACUGAAGACAAGUUAACCAAAUUUAAGACAUUAGCCGUCAAAUUAAAGAAAGAGCUCAACGAAACCAAAGAGCAGCUGUCGAAAUCGAUAUCUGAUUGCAAUGAACUUAAAUGUCAACUUAAAGGACACGAAAAGGAGAAGACCUCUCAAUCAUAUCAACAGUUGUUCCGCAACUUUCAGGGUUUGCAAACAGAAUACGACAAAAUCCAAGACGAAAGCGAUUCAUUAAAUUUGAAGAAUAAGGAACUGGAAAGAGAUUUAAACAAUGCUAUCACUCAGUUGACCACAACUAGAGAGGAAUUGGCCGAAUCUAAACAAGACAUCGAGUCUUAUAAAUCUAAUAUCAAUUCAUUGAAAGAAGAGAUUCAAUCAUUGGAAGCAAAGAAACGAGAAUUUGAAUCAAAAAUUAUUGUUUUGGAGAACGACUUGGAUUUGGAGCGCAAACGAAAUGUGGCCAACACUGGGUUGGGACAGACUAUUAGUGAAUUGCGGCACCAAUUGGAUGAAAAAACCACAGAAAUCAUAGAUCUAAGCGAUAAAUUAGAAAAUUCAAGCCAUGAAAGCAAAAUGUUUGAACAGAUCAGUAGUGAUAGGGAUAGACUGUUGAGUAGAGUUGAGAAUUUAGAAAAAGAUAAUAAAUUUCUUAAUGAAGACAUUAACAAAUAUAAGGAAACAUUGGAAACACAGUUAUCUGAGUUAGAAGACUAUAAAAUUAAAUGCUGUCAAUGGACGGCACAAAUGCAAACAUUGCAAUUGCAAUCAAACACUAACAGUGAAACCUAUAGUAUUACUGUUAAGAACUUAGAGACUAAAGUCAAUGAUUUGCAACAACAUAUCAGUGAUCUUGAAGUGGAUCUUAAAGACAAAGAUCACAAGUUUGAAGAAUACAAACAUCGAGUUUGUAAAGUUCUUAAACAACAAAAUGAUGUCCAAACUAAUGAAGUGAACACUCAGUAUAUGCAAGAACUAAAAACACAAAUCGAUGAUUUGACUCAACAAUUGAAUACUAUUAGAGAUCAAUUGGAUGUGACUUUGCGUGAAAAAGAAAGUUUAGAGAAAACAUUAUCUCAACUGAAUUCUAGUCAUAAUCUAUUAAAAAAUCAAAUGAUUGAAUACAAUACUUUAAAGGAAAGAUUAAAUGAAUAUAAGACUAACAACGAAAAACUCAAAUCCCUAUCUCGUGAGCUACAGUUAACUCUCGUUAAUGAUCGCAAAGAAAGUCAACUUAAACAUAAGAAAGAGUUAACUGAUUUGGAGGAUAAUAAUAAUAAAAAUAUUAUAUCACUUGAGACGCAACUAAAUGAUAUGAAAAAUGAAGUGAAAGAAUUAAAACAUGAAAUGAAUAGAUAUUCACAUCAAACAAGCAUUCAAUCAAUUGAGUCUUCAAACAAAUUACAACAAUCAUUGACUAAUUUAGAUGAUUUAGAUAGUAUUGAAACAAUUUCCAUCUCAGAAAAAAAAGCAUCGACAUCUCCCACAUCAAUAGUAUCCAAUGUAUUGCAAGAUAUACUUUAUAAUAAUGAAUCGCAAGAAUUUAAUCACAGUAAUCAAGAUUUUACAAAACAUUUAACAUUCGCUCAAAAUAAAGUUGAAAAAUUAACUCAGCUUUUAGAAGACAGUGAAAGUAAUAAUAUAUUAAUUAGUGAACAAAAUAGAGUUCUUAAAGAAGAGAUCCGACGACUCGAGAGAAGUAUUGAAAGGACAGAAGUGGCUAACAAUUUGGAGUAUUUGAAGAAUGUUGUCGUAAAGUUUAUUACAUUAAACGGUGAACAAGAAAGACAGCGUCUAAUUCCAGUUUUGGCUACAAUUCUUAAGUUAAGUCCUGAAGAGCAGAAUUUAUUCCAAACGUUUACAUCAGUUGAUCCAAAUUCUAGCUCAAGUAAUAGUCGGUGGACUGACUAUCUUUACCAUUGGAAUAGUGAUCCUAAAUUAUAGCAAU
Messenger RNA from Oppia nitens, 2127 nucleotides. Its product is annotated as GRIP and coiled-coil domain-containing protein 2-like. The record is from RefSeq and is a predicted model, not a curated record. Lineage: Eukaryota; Metazoa; Arthropoda; Arachnida; Sarcoptiformes; Oppiidae. The transcript is spliced from 10 exons. The coding region runs from base 66 to 2123 and encodes 685 amino acids. Gene Ontology annotation, cellular component: Golgi apparatus.